AUGGGAAGACAGGAGUGGACACGAAGAGGAUCAGCUUCGAUCCAAAUUUGCAGGCUACUGAGGCUACGGAGUACUAGUCUUGGAGAAGCGCACAGUCCCCUUGCUAAGAUUCUCUGGGUUGGUUGGGCAGCUGGUCGCGGACUCGCGAGUCACUCCCAUCCGUCUCCUCGUCACAGCUGCCGUGUCAUCACCAGUCAUCACCUCAUGGCCAGUUUUCUGGAAGCUGACGAAGAUAACGUGGCAAGCCACAAUCAUGAGAUCUGCUCAUGCACAAAAAAAGGUCGUUCGUUGCUCCUUCUUUGUAUCUAUCAUGGGCAGAACAAGAUCGAGAGCAGUCAGGUAUCUGGGGAUUCCACUGGCUUCCACAAAGCUCGGACCGCGUUUACCAAUUUGGGACGUUACGAAAUGAUCUCGGACGAGCUUUGUCGGGCAAGCCGUUUUGAAUUCUUAUUUGUUGUGGAGGGGGUUAAGGAUGCGAAACGAUUCCUAGUUUCUCCAGAUCCCAAGUGA
This is a messenger RNA of Aspergillus puulaauensis, 510 nucleotides long. RefSeq lists its product as uncharacterized. The coding region runs from base 1 to 510 and encodes 169 amino acids. The transcript has a single exon. The record is from RefSeq and is a predicted model, not a curated record. Lineage: Eukaryota; Fungi; Ascomycota; Eurotiomycetes; Eurotiales; Aspergillaceae.